GGUAGCACCGAGUACGUUUUUCUAUGCUUUUUCUGUAGGAAGGUUAGUGCCUGAUAGUGCAAAAUAUGAACAUUCGUAUAGUAAAAUCUUAUUGUGUUUUGGACCAAUAAAAAAGGGCAUCGCGGUAUAUUCGCGAAGACAGUACAAUGCUACAAAUAGAUAAGAGGCGUCCCUCCCACUGAUGCAAAACAGUUGAUAUUGGUAGCUCUCGUCUCGAUCUGGGAUAACCUCCUGGUUAUAACAACCAACUAUAACUCUCCUCACAUCCUCAGCCGACAAUUGCCAAAACGUUUUUCAAGGAUGGCGUGUCUUUUGCUGAACCAGGAAAAUGUGCAUAUUAAGAUACCAUCGGCUGACACUGUCGACGGUAUCACUUAUUACUGCAUCGAGGUUAGGAUUGCUUCGAUCAAAUGGACUGUCAAGCACAGGUACAAUGAUUUUGCAGAGCUUCACGAUAAACUUGUCUCAGAGAAUUACGUUAAGAAGGACAUAUUGCCGCCAAAGAAGCUUAUUGGAAAUAAAUGCGAAGCUUUUGUAGAAAAACGUAGGCUGAACUUGGAGAUCUAUCUGAACGAAGUAUAUAACUAUUUAAAGAAAGCAAUGCCUAGAGAGUUAGCCGUAUUCCUGGAUAUGCAUAUAUAUGAUAUAUUUUUCCUACUACAAAGUAUGGCUUUAGAGUUUUUUACAGAGGGUAAUAAUUUGUUACAAAAGUCCAAGACUUACAAGUUUAAUCUAAUACAGCUGUACGCGAUCAGCGAGAGAUUGAAACAACCCUGUCCACCGAUCGAAGUUGUUGACAGGAAAUACGACUUUAGUCACGUUUUGGAUUUCAAUUCUCAUCUAACUGGUUUGAUCGUCGAAGGGAGCCCAGAACCUUAUAGAACCAGCAACAUAUAUUCUUCUGCAUUGUCCAUCGAACUGUCAAGUUUCAAAAACAUAGAAGAUCUAACUAUCAAUCAGUAUCCAGUGGAUAAAAUAUACCACAUGGGCAACCUUCGAGACACGGUAACAUAUUUAAAAGUAAACAACACGAAGCUUAGAACUAUCGUGGAAUUGGCAAUGUGCGAGGAGGUGCACAAAAAUAUUGAAAAUGCGAAUGAUUCUCAUGUCUGGUUCAAGGUCACUCACCUAGAUCUCAGCGAUAAUCGAAUAGAAGUUAUAGACGAAGCGAUUAAAUUGUUACCUCAAAUAGAAUGUUUAACUUUAAAUAAUAAUCUACUAUCUGAAAUUUCGAACGUCACUCUUUUACCGAGAUUGUCCCAAUUGUAUCUGGCGUCGAACAAUUUCACAACUCUACCAGACGAUCUGCAUACGAAACUCGGUUAUAUAGUGUACAUCGACCUGUCCCAGAACAAAUUAACUUCGUUAUCGAGCUUUUCGAAAUUGUAUUCGUUGGAGGGUUUGGACGUGAGUUGCAAUCGUAUCGAGAAGAUAGAAGAAGUAAAGAAUAUCGGGCAUCUACCUUGUUUGGAGAAUUUGAGAUUGACCGGAAAUCCAGUGUCGACGAUAGUCGACUACAGGGUGAAAGUGUUAGAACCGUUUGGCAAAAGGGCUGCAGACAUUUGUUUAGACAAUGAAAAACCAAAUCAGAAAGAACUGGACACCGUAUCCGUUCAUCAAGCGUUACGCAUUGCGAGAGAAGGAAAAUCGCCAACGUUCACCGCAUCGGAUGCGCCUUUGUUCUCCGCGGAGAUUCCAAACAUAUGUAUAGGAUCUGGUAAAUUAUGAUUCCACUUGAAACGAUAAAUUCCCUUAAAGAACACUUUGAUAUGAAUUUUUAUAAUUGACCCAAAUUGUUUCUGAAAUACAAAAGAACCUUUUCGUGCAUUUAGAUUUUAAUGAAGCGAAAGCUACCAAGGAUACCCAUAUACAUUUCCCCCUCCCCCCUCCCCUCGUCCACGAAGUGAUAUUACUCUGAGAAUGACAAUUUAAUUGAUUCAGAUGAAAAGGUUCCUUUGUAAAUGAAAUUAAUAUUCUAUUUAAAACGGCGAACAUCAGAACUAUAGUUCUUUUAUACGCUAUUUAUUAUCGAUCUACCGCGUCGGUGCUUUAUAUUACCUUUUAACAUAUGACGAUAAUCUAAUCAGUAUAAUACAUGUACCAAAACAAUAAUCUAUUAUUUAAUCUAUUAAGUCUUAGGAUCGUAAGCCUUAGAUGUCUUUAUUCGAUCUAUCAAUCAAAUAAUACAGAAAUUUGAACGUCAUACAUACGGGGUAGUCAACCUGUUAGGUACGAUUGAAUUUUGUGCGGAUCUGUUUCUCUGUACAGCAGAGUUUGACGCGAAUUACGCGUAAGCGAUACGUACGAUACGUAAAUUGCAAUUUUUCUUAAAGAUAUAAUGUAUAUACUUUAAUAAUUUGCAUUAAUAAUUAAUAAUACAACUGGGUGUGAUAUAUUUCAAAGCACGAUACGACACAUAGACCCACGUCACAAUUUUCAUACUCAUAGCGCAAUAGCGUUUUUCAAAUUGAUCUUCGUUUUCUAUUUUGAAGCGACAUUUUAAGCUCGAGGAUCAUAAAAAAUUAUAAAGAUACGGAUCGGCAUGUUAAAAAGAGUAUCAAAUAAUGGUAUAUUUAUUUUAAUGAAAAGCAACGAUUGUUUGUAUACCGUUAACACAGUUAUAAAACGUUGUGAGGGCAAGAAAGGUGUGAAGCAAGACAAAUGAAAAUGAUCAUUUAGUUCGAACUGCGAGCGAGCCACUAUAGUGGCGCGUCGUAAUAUAAAAUGACAUUCGCGAAAGCCGCUAAUAUAAAGUGGCGCAUCGUACCUAAGAGGUUAAAAAGAUAAACAAACAGUCUGUCUGUUGGAGGAUAACGUGCCACUUAUCUGUGUAAAAGUGAAAUUUGCAAGAUUCUGCUGUGUAAAUAAUUAUUUUUAAAUUGUAUAUUGCGUGUUAUCGUCAUAUAUUUUUUAUACAAACUCGGAAUGCGAAAUAGAAAGAUCGGAUAAAUCGAUGACGCGUAUUUAUUUAUAAUUUAUUAUAUCGGAGAAUUUGGUUUAUAUUAACGGGUACGAUUAACGUAGCGAUUCUCAAACUGUAUUUAUACCUUGCGUAACAAGUGUAAGUAAUUAGCAAUUUAGAAAUAAGAAAGAUUCAGUUUAGGAAUCGUUGUUUCUACGAACAAUGAAUCAUUUUAAACGAUAUUAAUUAUUAUGUAUUCGUGAAUGUGUUAUUUAAAUUGGUCGUAUCAUACGCGUAUGAUACAAACGACUAUUUCUGAGAAAUCUUCGAUCGGAUACGAUCACCGCAGAUUUAUUAGUUGUUAUUCGUUGUUUAAACUUUUAAUACGAUGUUAUUUUGAAAGGUGUAACGUGUUCGGUGUAACAAUUUUAUAAUGGUUUAACACAAACUACCUAUAUAUGUACAUAAGAAGAUUAAAUAUUUUGUUAAUAAAGAAUUCAAAAUCAAUAAACUGUGAUAAUUUGUUGGUAAAUUUUUUGUCAAUUUGUGAUUAACGAAUUAUAUCUUUUUAUUAGAAUUUUUACAUUUUCUAUAUUAUUUCUAUUCCGGACGAAGCAAGGAACUUGGAGAAAUCAACUAUUCUUCUUUUAAAGUUUAUUUUUAUUUAAACUUCCACAUAGUUCGCAUUACCUUUUAAACAUCAUACGUAUCUCGAUAGUAGUAAAAUAUUCAUAAAUAAUAAUAAUAUAAUAAUAAUAAUAAUAAUAAUAAUAAUAAUAAUAAUAAUCAUUACAAUGCUUAACAUAGUUUAAGCAUCCUCGUGUUAUAGUCUUUUAACGUAGUACACCUAAAAACUAACACAUACGUAAGUUAUCGUUUUACAGACGAUCGAAACUUUUCUUUCGAUAAACUUUGCGAUGUACAGUUUUCGAAAUUUCAAAAAUGUUAUUUUUUUCCCCUAAUUCGUGCCUCUCACGAAACACAAUCUAUCAAGAGUUAUAAUCCUUCUGUUCUAUCGUUCUUUGAUUAAAGGCAAUGCGUGUUUCCGAGAAAAAAGUGUUACGUACUUCGUAAAAGAAAGUGUCAUAUCAAAGCGUCGAGAAAAUUGGUAGGUACCAAAAGGAAGAAUAACAACUUAUCAAAUAUCUUUGAUUUCCUACACGUUACACGACGCCUACGGCGUCGUUUAUAUCUUAACAUUACAAUCGUUAAAUAUAUAUAUAUAUAUAUAUAAAUAUAUAUAUUUAUAUAUAAUAUAUGUAUUCUUCUUUUCGUUGAUCAUAACGAACUACGAUCUUCGAUGCUGAUUUUACCGAUCGAUUCCCAGCUGUUUGGAGUUACCACCGAUCGAUAGCAAUCCUAUAAACACACGUGUGUGUAUAUCAAAGCGACAAAAAGCUGAUCAAAAAAGACACUGCAUAUCAAACACCUAUACAGUAAUUUUUUUUUUUUUUUUAUACAAAAUUAGGCGGUUCGUUUGAUGGUGCGUCGAAUGUGCUCGUUACAUUCUACAGCCUCCGAAUAAAGGAUUCGUGUCUCAUUGACGUUCGAUUAUCUCGUCUUCUACGGUAGCUCUUUCGAGUUACAUACGGUCUUGGUCAAAUCGGAUGGUAACGUCUCGAGAAAUUCGUGAAAGGGGGCAAAGUUUUGGAUACCUUUCGUUAUUCGAUGUAAAACAGUUAAUUAGAACGAACGUUUUUCGUUUUGUUUCCUCGAGACUCGAGUGAAAAAACAACGUUUCAAAAUUGCGCUUCGUAAGCUUGUUUCGCUGCGAACCUUGCUUUCCCGCUAGUUCUCGUUUCGUACUCGUAAUUUAUCACACGUCUUGUCUCGAAAUUUGAACACCGAAUGUAGAAUCUCGAUCGUUUUUCAACGAGGAAAUGAAGAAAAAUAAAAGAGGAGGGGGAACAAAACUGAAAAAAGCGUAGAAUUUAUCCGAUUCAAGAGAGAAGAGCGGAGUAAACCGUUCGAGUAAACAGCGAACAAGGAAAGCGAAAGUUCGCAGCGAAAGAGUGGAGAGAAAAAGAAAAACGGAGAAAAAGCAAAAGAAGA
This is a messenger RNA of Bombus pyrosoma, 4954 nucleotides long. Its product is annotated as nischarin. NCBI's taxonomy places the organism in Eukaryota, Metazoa, Arthropoda, Insecta, Hymenoptera, Apidae. The record is from RefSeq and is a predicted model, not a curated record. Gene Ontology annotation, molecular function: protein kinase binding; phosphatidylinositol binding; integrin binding. Bases 301 to 1728 code for a protein of 475 amino acids. Gene Ontology annotation, cellular component: cytoplasm. The transcript is spliced from 3 exons.